This is a messenger RNA of Melitaea cinxia (Glanville fritillary), 3942 nucleotides long. Its product is annotated as general transcriptional corepressor trfA. The coding region runs from base 125 to 3073 and encodes 982 amino acids. The transcript is spliced from 9 exons. Lineage: Eukaryota; Metazoa; Arthropoda; Insecta; Lepidoptera; Nymphalidae. The record is from RefSeq and is a predicted model, not a curated record.
UGAUUUUGAUGUGACUGUGACAUCUGUGAUUAUUCUGUGGCCAAUAGGAUUUGUAAUAGGUUGCUGUCAUGCGUCGUCAUAGAAACGUUUUCAAAAACUUUUAAUUUUUUUGGCCGGGAUCGACAUGGAUAUUUACGAAGGUAAACGGCAACAAGAGCAACAAUCUGCAAAGUCUUCCCGCUCGCCGUCACCGGAAUUACCAAGUCCUGCUUCAAGUGGCGAAUCUUUCCGGCCAGUACAACGGACGCCACCUCCCUCUCGUGUGGGCCCUCCGCCAUCCCCACCAGUUCCUACAAACCCGAUAGCUCCUGUCGCCCCAGAACCUUCUGGCCCUUUACCUUUAUCCCCAUGUCCUGUCUGUGGACGAACUUUUGUUCCUCAGUCGCUCGCAAAACACGUCAAAAUAUGCGAAAAAAUGACCGUGAAAAAACGAAAGACCUUCGACUCUUCAAGACAGCGACGCGAAGGCACGGACUUAGAACAAUACUUGCCAAAGAAUUUCGGUCUUCCAGAAAACAGUCCCUUCCUCGAGAAAAGUCCGCCGAACACUGCCAAAGCUGCGCCUAAACCUAAAGUUCAUUCUGUGAGAAGUGCUAUUAUGAAGCCCGCAGCCGAUCUACAAAAGUGCCCGCAUUGCAAUCGCGCGUUCGGCAUGCGAGCAUUCGAGCGUCACGUGGAAUGGUGUGCGGAUAAAGCAAAAAUCCUUCCGGCUGCGCCUGCGCAACCACCGCCUCACAUAGCUGACGCUAAACAGAGGCUAAACGCUCGCACGCAGUACAAAGCCCCUCCAGUUCGCGGAAGACGAUCAUCACAAACCCGUGAAAAGUCAUCCAACAGUCGUUCCGCGUCAGUGGAAUCCACUCGCGGUAUUUCACCACCUCGCGAAUUCGGAGACUACAGACAUACCCGAACAAGAGCAUCAGAAUCCGCCUCUAGCAAUGACUAUGAAGACAAUUCACCUCACGUUCCAGUCAUAAGAAAUUCUAGAAAUACAAAUAAUUCAUCGGGAGACGCAAAUGUAAAGGCUAGACAAGCGAGACUUGCUAAAGACCUCAGCAGCUCCAGACUUGACGAUAAUUACGACCCCUUCGUGUCAGCAGCUAGACAGAUGAAAGAACUUAUGUCCUCGGACACAAAUAUACCCAAAAAACUAAACACCUCCAAAGAUUCCAAUAAAACCUUACCUAGUUUGCGUCCCAAAGAAAAGCUAUCCACAAGCUAUCGUAGUGAUAACACGAAAAUGAUUAAAGACACUAUAAAUAAGACAUAUCAAAAAACACCUGCAUUACAACGAAUGAAAUCUUUUGGUAGCUCAACUAAUGAUAAUAGUAGUAACUCGUUUGGUGGUAGGUGUAGUUCGUUUAGAAUAAAUCGGAAUGAUAAGAAACCUAGUCAAAAACUUAAUACGACUUUUACAAAAUCUAGUAAAGAAAAUAUUAGUUCAACUGAAAAAAGUUACCUGAACCGUAGUAGUAACUUAAAUCGCUCUUUUUCCAGUUACUCAAAUUCUAGUUAUAGUACUCCAAAAUUAAAAGAUAAGAUUCCUAAAAUAUCUCAAUCAAUGCAUCAUGGUUUUCAACGCAGUAUUUCAAAAGAACCAUUGAAAUUAGAAAAAAUAUCAAAUAACAAAAUCGAAGAGCGUAAAGAUUUUGUUAACCUUGACUCUAUACUAUCUUUUGACAAUACUUCUAUGACAGACAGUAAUUAUAUAGAUCCGCGGCUAAUUAAUGAAAAUGACAAUUUGCCAAUUAAUGUUAAUACAAUAUUAAACAACCCUGAUAUAAUAAGUAGUAUGGAAUCAUUACUUACAACAGAAAAUUUACCUGCUAAAUUUGAGUCGUUUAGUUCAGCUAAAAACAAUGACAAAAAUAUAAUAAAAGACGCGACAAAUAAAUUUGAAAACAUUGAUAAUAAUUGUGGAAAUAAAGUAGAUCCGCCAUUAUUGAGUGAAUUCAGUUCCCAAUAUGAUAAAAUCAUGUCGUCGUUAGAACAGAGUAUCGCUUCAAAGACUUCAAUAAGAGAUGACGAUUCUCUUUGUGAAGACUUUGAUCUAGAAGAAUUUAUGAUAUCAUUUGAUGACGAAGUUCAUAAACAAAAAAUAGAAAAUAAACGAUCUUGUAGCUCUACCACUAGAGUAGUCGCAAAGUCAGAUCUUUCGAAUAAUGCUGGUAGCGAAACGAAAGUAGUUAACUCUCCAAAACUAGUAACUAAUGGUAGUAAUGGUUUGAUUCCUGUUAACAAAUCCAAUUCUCUUGUUUUUAGCAGUAACAAUAUCGUGAGUGAUAAAAUUUUCCCAUCCUCUAUUAAACGUUCCACUUCCCUCCUUGAUUCCAUUCAAAAGAAAACGGGAACUAAAACUGAUAAUAAUAAAGGUCGUCACAAAACUGACCAACUUGAAGAAGAUCUGAUGCAAUCUCUAAAGGAUUUUGACAAACUUUAUGAAUCUGAAAGAAAUGAAAAUCAAUCGAACAAAGUGACUGUAAACAACAAUAAAGUCAUAUAUAAUGAUAAACCUAAAAAAGAAUUUCGUCGAAAACUUGAACACAAAUCCAUCAAAAACGAAACUACCUAUAAUGGAAACUACACACCCAAUGGAAAAUCGACCAAUGACUCAGCAUAUAGCAGCCUUAAUAGAAUUUCACCAUCGAAACUUUCUUUGUGCACUGUCAAAGAUUUAAAUGGAAUUAAUUCUCUGGAACCUGUCGGUUCGGAUACAAACAGUGGCCACAAAGAUGACAUCCGGUCGAUAUCUAGUGAAGAAUUCUUAGCAAUGGAACGGUCAGCAGAGUUAGAUGAGCCGUUAACUCAUUCUCAAGUACAUAAGGACAUAGCUGCCCCUGCUAUAAGCGAUAAAAUCGCCAGUACCCGAGCAUCUUCCAAGCAUAGUCCUGAUUGGAGGUCAACACAAGAGACUCUCAGUUCGAGUGGUUCUGAAACGUCGCUACACCAACAUCGCCGAGACUCGACCCCAGCACCGCGUCUCUCCCGCUUCUGCCACGAGUGCGGAAGUAAAUUCCCCGUAGAGACUGCCAAAUUUUGUAUUGAAUGUGGUGUCAAAAGACUUGUUGUGUAAAACGAAGUGCAGAGUAGAUGAGCGAUUUUUCUAGUCUAAAUAUUUUUGAGGUGUGUGUUGCUUUGACCUGCAUUAUUGCCAUUAAUUGUGGCCUAGUGCGACGAACGUGGAAAGUUAAUAAAUGACAUAAGGGACAUAAUUAUCUGUGUUAAUUAAAAGAAAACUGAAGUUUACGAACAAAUAUAAGUAUAUUAUUAAGUAUUUAUUUAAUUUUUAAAUUUUAAAAUGGCUCUCCAUCAUUUUCAGUUAAAUAAGGAUCUACGUUAAAUUUUUAGUAAAAUCUGACGUUACUCCAUUAUAGCACAAAAAAUUAAUAAAUAUACAGUAGAACUAUCUACAAAAGAAUAAGUAAAUAACUUAAAUUGAAAAUUAUAUUUGAUGUAAUUUAUAAAUUUAAAAACAGUGUUACCUAAUUUGAUUGAUGAAACAGCCUUUAUGUAAGUGCCUUUACCUGGAUGAAAUGAUUCCACGAAAUUUACCUCAGAUCCUAUAUCCUUAUAAGAUUUUUUACAUUUUAAUUAAAUUAUCAUAACCUGGGGCCAGCAGCUUUCAGUUAUAAUAUCUGUGAUAUGUCGGAAAAAUUUAAACACAUAAUCUUGCAAGUUGAAUACAAUUGAAAAUUAAGUGCCAAUUUUGCUUUGAAUAAAAAUUUUGUGAAUCUAUAUUUUUAUUUGUUUUGUAUUUGUUGGUAAAUGUAUUUUGUUUUUAAUGAUUUAGUUGAACUUUCAAUAUUUCUAACAUUUAACAUCUCUUCUAAAUGUAGCCAUUUUAACAAGACUGAUUUAAUUUUCAAAAAUUCGAAAGUAUAAUUCUAACGUUAUUAUGAAUUGUUUUAAUAAUGAUUACAUCAUAAUAAAUUAACACUUAAA